Nerophis lumbriciformis (worm pipefish) is the source of this 795-nucleotide messenger RNA. The record is from RefSeq and is a predicted model, not a curated record. Lineage: Eukaryota; Metazoa; Chordata; Actinopteri; Syngnathiformes; Syngnathidae.
AUGUCCGAGGGUGGACGCUGCGUUGUGACGGCGAGGAGGAGGAACUUCGACAGGAACGACACGCUCAAUGAGCUCAUAAAAGGUCGUCUUGAGCAAGAACAUCUAGUGGCCGUACUGGAGCAACGCGCACAGACGUUGGAGUGUUUGCAACGAUGUGAAGAUGAGCUACUUAAUAAAGUGAAGACAGCCAAGAAAUUACUCACAAACCUUGUUAAUUCUCCAAAGGAACAAGCUGCAGAUCAAAAUGUUAAAAAAGCAGAGAAAGAAGCCAACGAGAAAGAAGUCGAGAUGAAGAUGCUUAAGGAAGAGUACACACAAAUGCAGCACACAAAACAGGAGCUCCUUCUUCGCAUGCAAAGUUAUACAGUUCAUCAGGACUACAUGCAGCAGGUGGUAAAACUAACUCGGUUUGAAGAUGAAGCAUCUCUAGCAGGUCAUCUGGAGAAUCUUCUUCGCAUCAGGGAGCAGCUUUGUGAGAAGCAGAGGUUAGCAGAAGAUCAGAUGGACCAGCAGAGGAAAGCCCUGCUGACCUUUAACAGCCAGCAUCACAUGAUGCUUCUGCAAUGCAACAAUCAGCUGGCACAGAUGCACCGCAAACUGGAUAGGGCCCAUUCUGAAGCAGAACACUGGGAGACAAAGUGGAAGCACAUUCACAGCACUGCAGCCAAGGCAACGCUCUUACUGGGACAGAUCAAGAUGGCGACACUCAACCUCUACGAGUUGACGGGCGGUGACAUGGAGGGAGAGAAAGGUGUCCCUCUGAAUGACAAUGACACACAACUGGACAAGAUAUAA